Messenger RNA from Hyposmocoma kahamanoa, 1259 nucleotides. Its product is annotated as NADH dehydrogenase [ubiquinone] iron-sulfur protein 8, mitochondrial-like. Bases 1 to 810 code for a protein of 269 amino acids. The transcript is spliced from 2 exons. Gene Ontology annotation, biological process: mitochondrial respiratory chain complex I assembly; mitochondrial electron transport, NADH to ubiquinone. Gene Ontology annotation, cellular component: membrane. NCBI's taxonomy places the organism in Eukaryota, Metazoa, Arthropoda, Insecta, Lepidoptera, Cosmopterigidae. The record is from RefSeq and is a predicted model, not a curated record. Gene Ontology annotation, molecular function: 4 iron, 4 sulfur cluster binding; NADH dehydrogenase activity.
AUGUACGGACGACGCCUGUUAGAGCGAAGUAAAGGUUUAAUAAGUUUGUGUCUCGUAAAGUCAGCGAUACGAAGUUACGGGGCACAAUUCCCGCCAUGUCCACCACAGGUGCCGCUACCUCCUGAAGAACCAUGCCCUCCGUGUCCACCACCUUCUUGCCAGCGUCCGUGCCCUCCGUGUCCUCCAUGCGGACCGUACGGACCAUCAUCGACACAAAGUUCACCUCCGACAAUAGCUCGUCCACCUUUUUACCACUGCCCAAGGAAUAAAUACGAAGUUCAAUGGAUUUACAUAAACGAUACACCUCCGAGAACUACAGUGAAGGACUUCGUUGAUAGAGCUGUGCAAAUCUGUUUUUGGACUGAAAUAUUUCGAGGUUUGGGCGUCACUUUGGGCCACAUAUUUAAAGAGCCGGCGACGUUGAAUUAUCCGUUCGAAAAAGGGCCACUGUCACCUCGAUUCAGAGGUGAACAUGCUUUGCGUAGAUAUCCUUCUGGUGAGGAACGAUGCAUCGCUUGUAAGCUUUGCGAGGCAGUGUGCCCGGCACAGGCCAUUACAAUCGAGGCAGAAGUGCGUUGCGAUGGUGCUCGACGGGCCACGCGUUAUGAUAUUGAUCUCACUAAAUGUAUCUUCUGCGGGUUCUGCCAGGAAGCCUGUCCCGUUGAUGCCAUAGUUGAGGGACCCAAUUUCGAAUACUCUACAGAAACCCACGAGGAACUUCUUUACAAUAAAGAAAAACUGCUCUUUAAUGGCGAUCGGUGGGAGCCGGCAAUCGCAAGUAAUAUCAGAGACAAUCAUUUAUAUCGAUGAAUGUAUUACGUUACUUAUAUUAUUAUUAUGAAUUACUUCAACUAUUCGUUUACAGUAUUCGGUAAUGUGCCGGUUAACGAGUGAUGCGAAUUUACUCCACCUCUGUCGCUAUAAAGUCUAGGUCCUCUAUAACUAAACUGUUUUUAUUUGUAUUUUUUGGUGUCAUUAAAUCGUCACAAUAUUAUUAAUCACGUUUAUUGCAUAGGUCCUUAAUUUCAUAAUAUCAAUAUCUUGUUCGAAUUCUAAUAUUAACCCCUUUUAAGGACAGGACUUAAAAAGGACCGCACACGAAAAUGUCAGUAUUUGUCUUGCCGCAUUGCUUACAUUGAUUCAAUAUAAAAUUUAUGUAAAUCUAAUUAAUAUAAUUUACAAAAUUCAAUGAUUUGAAUUCAAUACGUUAUUAAGCGUUGAUAUUACCUUAGCUCGAAUUAAAAUUUUUCCCGUACUAA